UACACAUAUAAUGACAAUCUACGAUAUAAACUUCAACAAAGUGCAGCCCAGCCCCCGGGCUCUCCGUGUGGCUGAGGCGCCGGCGGCAGCGGCCCGCCCGGGCCGCUCCGGGACCCGCCAGCAUCCCGCCUCCCCGGUAAGAACUGCGGCUAACUGCUGCGUGACUGACCGGGCCAUCUUCUUGGAGCGCCUACAGAGGGAGGCAAACAUCGUGGUGGAAGCAAUCGAGGCCUCCUUGAAACAAGAGCUCUUCUUCGAGCGCCUCCAGAGGGAGGCAAACAUCGUGGUGGAAGCAAUCGAGUCCUCCUUGAACCAAGAGCUCUUCUUCGAGCUCCUCCAGAGGGAGGCAAAUAUCGUGGUGGAGGCAAUCGAGUCCUCCUUGAACCAAGAGCUUUUCUUCGAGCUCCUCCAGAGGGAGGCAAACAUCGUGGUGGAGGCAAUCGAGGCCUCCUUGAACCAAGAGCUCUUCUUCGAGCUCCUCCAGAGGGAGGCAAAUAUCGUGGUGGAGGCAAUAGAGUCCUCCUUGAACCAAGAGCUCUUCUUUGAGCUCCUCCAGAGGGAGGCAAACAUCGUGGUGGAGGCAAUCCAGUCCUCCUUGAACCAAGAGCUUUUCUUCGAGCUCCUCCAGAGGGAGGCAAACAUCGUGGUGGAGGCAAUCGAGUCCUCCUUGAACCAAGAGCUCUUCUUCGAGCUCCUCCAGAGGGAGGCAAACAUCGUGGUGGAGGCAAUCGAGUCCUCGUUGAACCAAGAGCUUUUCUUCGAGCUCCCCCAGAGGGAGGCAAACAUCGUGGUGGAGGCAAUCCAGUCCUCCUUGAACCAAGAGCUCUUCUUCGAGCUCCUCCAGAGGGAGGCAAGCAUCGUGGUGGAGGCAAUCGAGUCCUCCUUGCUGCAGUGCCACCUGUGAGUGAACCCCUUCGGAACGGAACCUCCUGGCGGCGGCGAUGACUUGAACGGGAUCAUUGCGGAGGUGGCGGCCAAUAGCUGGGCUGCCCCUUCAAGGCGUGGCCCCUCUAGAAUACCCCUUCAGGGCGUGGCCCCUUUGGAGGAUGACCCCUUCAGGGCGUGGCCCCCUUGGAGGAGGACCCUUUCAAGGUGUGGCCCCUUUGGAGGAUGACCCCUUCAGGGCGUGGCCCCCUUGGAGGAGGACCCUUUCAAGGUGUGGCCCCUUUGGAGGAUGACCCCUUCAGGGCGUGGCCCCCUUGUAGGAGGACCCUUCAUGGCGUGGCCACCCUGGAGGAGGAUCCCUUUUGGGUGUGGCCCCCCUGGAGGCUGGCGUCCCCUAGCAGGGCGCCGCCACCGCCUCCAACGCGCCCUGGGUUGCCCGCCGCAGCCUGGAGGUGCAAAUCGGUUUUGUUCCGUCCAGUUUCGUUCCCGUUUCGUUUUGGUCCGGUCAGCCUCGUGCCGUUCCGUUCACGGCCGUCGCGGCUCUCCGGACCGUAGUCCUUCACUGGGUGCGUCUUUUCUCUUUCGUCUUCUCUUCUUGUAUCCGAAGUUUGUGUAUUACUCUUUUUGUUUCUUCAGUGUAGU
This is a messenger RNA of Eriocheir sinensis (Chinese mitten crab), 1527 nucleotides long. RefSeq lists its product as uncharacterized. Lineage: Eukaryota; Metazoa; Arthropoda; Malacostraca; Decapoda; Varunidae. Bases 11 to 904 code for a protein of 297 amino acids. The record is from RefSeq and is a predicted model, not a curated record. The transcript is spliced from 2 exons.